GAUGACUGCUAAGAGCAGAGAGGACGGAUGGCGGAUUUCACACACUCCACCAGCAGAAUCAGCAGCAGGCAGCCUGGGAUGUUUUCAUUCCCUUCCUUUGGCUGCAGGGAGGGCUCUGCACUGCCAGGCACUGGGAGGACUGACAAGCAGAAGAAGAAAUCUUUUUAUUUAGUGAGGAUGAAACCGCUGAAAGAACCCACAAACAACAACGUGUCCUUUGUCAUCCACUGUCACAUAGGCAAGGAGAUCAAGCACAUUUGCAGCAACUGCAGUAGAGGGGAGGAAGCCCGAGAGGCUGAAGAAGUAGAAAGACUGGCAGCAAUGCGGUCCGAAUCUUUAGUGCCCGGGACCCACACACCACCUAUUAGGCGAAGGAGUAAAUUUGCCACUUUAGGAAAACUUUUUAAGCCUUGGAAAUGGAGGAAGAAGAAAAGUGAAAAGUUUAAGCAAACGUCUGCUGCUUUAGAAAGGAAGAUAUCAAUGAGACAAAGCAGGGAAGAGCUUGUAAAGAGAGGUGUAUUGAAAGAAAUAUAUGACAAAGAUGGUGAUCUACAGAAUGAAGAAGGGAUGAUGGAAAAUGGUCAGGCUCACGGGACAGGCUCACCAUCGCUUCCUAUUAUAACAGAGCUGGAACCGUCUUCAGGAGAGACUUGUGCAUAUGAAGUGCUUCCGACCUCUGAACUCAUGGAUGGGACAGGUAGACAUAGUCAUCAUGCUACACCAUACCAGAGAAUUAACAUACAGGAUCAAGGAAUAACGACCAUUUAUUAUUUAUCUGAAGAUGCCUUGCCUGAAUCCCAGGAUCCAUCGUAUAAGCCAACCCUACUUCUACCCCCAAAAAAAUCUUCAGCUUUCCCUGUAGACCAUGAGGACACCCCAGUAAAACAACUAACGCUCAUCAAGCAGCCCCCUGCUCUGCCUCCUAAACCCAUUAACAGAAUUGCCAAUCACAUAGCAGACUCCAAACUGCCUUGUAUGCCAGGGAAAAUGUCUCCUCCACUACCUCCAAAGAAAGUCAUGAUAUGUGUGCCAUUAGGUGGGGCAGACUAUACCCACCCCUCCUACUCUAACCAGAAGAGCUCUCAGCAUCAUCAUACUGUGCUGCCUUCACAGCUAGCAGCCCAUCAACACCAGCUGCAGUAUGGUACCCAGCACCUGUCAACAGGACCCAGCUCUAUCCCUAUACACCCAUCCAUUCCACCAGGAUGCAGAGUGAUUGAAGAGCUUAAUAAGACCUUUGCAAUGACCAUGCAAAGACUAGAAAGCUCUGGCUUGCAUGGUGGAGAUGGCAUUUCAAAAUCAGGGCUUGGUAACUAUUCUGACAAGAGACAAGUGCCAACUGUAGUUAUUGAAUGUGAAGAUGAUAAAGAAAAUAUGCCUCAUGAUACAAUCUAUGACGACUCUUCGUGCCUCUACAACAGAGAUGAUGAAGAGGAUGAGGAGGAAGAUGAGGACGAAGAUGAUGACACUUCAUUAUAUACAAGCUCUCUGGCAAUGAAAGUUCUCAGGAAAGAUUCCUUGGCGAUAAAAUUAAGCAAUAGACCGUCUAAGAGGGAACUAGAAGAGAAAAAUAUCCUCCCUGUGCAGACAGAUGAGGAAAGACUCGAAUUAAGGCAACAGAUUGGGACUAAACUUACAAGACGACUGAGCCAAAGGCCAACAGCAGAAGAAUUGGAACAAAGAAAUAUCCUUAAACCUCGCAAUGAACAAGAGGAGCAAGAAGAAAAACGUGAAAUUAAAAGAAGGCUGACACGAAAGCUUAGUCAAAGGCCUACAGUAGAAGAACUGCGUGAAAAGAAAAUUCUUAUCCGUUUUAGUGAUUAUGUAGAAUUGGCAGAUGCACAAGAUUAUGACAGAAGAGCCGACAAACCAUGGACUCGACUCACAGCUGCAGAUAAGGCUGCCAUCCGUAAAGAACUUAAUGAAUUUAAAAGUACAGAAAUGGAGGUCCAUGAAUUAAGUAGACAUUUAACAAGGUUUCAUAGACCCUAGCAUUGAAUUCCAACUUCAAUACUUAACUGCUUUCAAAAAGGGAACCACAAGUGCUGGGAUACUUAAUUUCUCUUUUACUUAAAUGUAAAUCUUCAGAACUGCCUUCAUUUCUCUAGAGAAAAAAACAAACAGCAUUUACAUAAUGUUCUUUGUGGGCAAACUCCAUUUCCACUAGACCUUGAAACCAUAGAGACUUGUCUAACAGGAAUUGUUUCAUCAGCCAGCCUGUGGAUCUGUCUUGUCUGUACUCAGCGGAUGUUGCUCUUCCUCAAGUCUUGGACAUCAGCAUCAUCUGUCUUGCUGUUCGUGGUCUACAUGAAAAAAAAAUGCAAAGAAUCUGGAACCUUGUUAAAUAAAGGAGAUGUGUAAUGCAUAUGUUAGCCACCUUUCUGGAUGCAUUCAGCCAAAUCGUUUUGGGCUUUGUAGGAAACAAAAAAGAGGCCUAAAGUUGCACUACUUUAUUGUUGAGUUGAGCAUUCCCGGUUUCCUUUAUCUCAUCUUCCAUGCCAGAGACAAGUUAAUUUCUGAAUACUAUUUGUAUGAUAAAAUGGAAACGUACUCAUCAUACAUAAAAUAAAUAUCUGAGUGAUGGGGCCAUAUACAAUGGCCAGCAACAAGUUACUUUGGAACUAGUUCUUUCCAUUCAAACAUCCUUAUAUAUAUUUUCCCUUGGAGUUUAAUCCGGGUCAGUUAUUAAAAUCCGUAAAUAAGAGCCAAUCACCUGUGUAUACAAAGGUCAUCAAGAAAUAAAGUGGCCCUCAUUUUAAAGUAUGCUGUGUAGAGUCUGGUGCAUAUAUCCUGUGCUCAUCACGGUAAUGUUGCUCAAUGAAAAUUUGGUAAAUGAUAAAGACCAUUUAUAGCUUUUAUUAGUUGGAAAGGCUUGACCAACUCAUGUUUUAAUGUCAUUUAUUUUCUAAAAAUAUGAUAUUGAUCAUGUUUCUAUUUUCAUUAGUAUUAUAGUGCGCCUCUUAGGAAAAGUUUCAUAAAAGAUUGGUCAAAUUAAGGUGAAAGCGCCACACUGUAUUUUCCCAGCAUUUCUCUCUGGUAAUGUUUAAUACUAUGAAAUAUAAACAAUGUUAAACUAGCCUGGAAGCGCCAAAACAUAGUUUUAAAAGAAGAGUCAGUAUAUUUUUAAAAAAAGUGCUUUGUUUAUGCAAGUAGCCAACUGUUAUAUCACUUUAUCAGAAUUAUAUAUGUGCCACUGUAGCAGCCUAAUACUAUAUGAAAUAUAUCCUAAUAACCAAUGUUGGAAUGUAUAGAUCCAAGUUGGGGGAAAAGUUCACUAAAUGUGCAUAAAAGGUGUACAUUCAACCAUCUGUUAAAGCAUAUUUUCCUUGACAAAAAAUUCCAUAUUUUAUGUAUUUGUUGCUGGUCAUGUACUCAGCACUAACAAUAUGUUCCAUUUCAUUUGUCUUUUUUCAUAAAGAUAUUUUUACAGAAUAUCUGUAAGUCACAAGCAACAUCUGGCCAUAGUAUUAGUGUGCAUAUUUUUUUCUUGGUUUUAAAGGGAUAUGAAACUCAAAAAAAUAUUUAUAUUGUGAUUCAGACAGAGUAUAACAUUUUUUAAAAAAAAGUUUCCAAUUUACUUUUAUCAAAUGUACUUAGUUUCCAUUGUAUUCUUUGUUGAAGAGAUGCCUAAGUAUAGUACUGCCAUCUAGUGCUCUUGCAAAUGGAUAAUAUUCUUGCAAAACUGCUGUCAAAUAGUGCUCCAGACGUGCGCACUUGUGAGCUUAGGUCCCUGCUUUUCAACAAAAGAUUGGGGUGUCCUGCCCCUUUCAGGGGAUGGGAUGUGAUUACGCUUGUAAAUUAUUAAAAAGCAUAGAAAACUUAUGACUUUUUUUAAAAAAUCUUAUGACAAUAUUUAAAUUAAAAAAUACCACUAGUCUUUAAGGAGAAUGUGUAGGAGAAAAUAUUGAAUAGAAUGUUGUAAUAGUAUCUACUACACACAAUCAAUAGAUGCCAUAGAGUUGUCAGGAAGUUAGUUGGAAUUACAUUUUUUUAAACUAUAAUCAGCACUUCAGUUGAAUUUGUAUUUGCACCUGAUAUAUCAUUUAAAUUAAGCUUACUGUACAUGUGGAAGAAUGGCUGAUUAUUACAAAUAAAUGGUUAAUAUGUAUUUAACCUGGAUUCAAAUCUCUAGCGAGUAAUGCAAAUGUCUCAUAUUUAAAAUGUGACUGUGCUUAAGAAGUUCACACUUAAACAACAUGUUAUGUUAAAAAAUUCUGUUUCCUGAUUUGAUCUAUUAUAAGUACCAGUGGAAUUCAGAAAUCAAUUCUAAAAGGAUAACCACUUGUCUCCAGAUAACAGAGACAGGUUCUAUCCAUCCCUAAAUGAAUGUAGUGAAAUAUCAGUAAAGGAAAAUUAAAGGGAUACUAAACCUACAUUUUUUCUUUUAUGAUUCAGAUAGUGUGCAAUUUUAAGCAACUUUCUAAUUUACUCCUACUAUCAAUUUUUCUUUGUUCUCUUGCUAUCUUUAUUUAAAAAGCAGGGAUUUAAAGCUUGGGAGCCAGCCCAUUUUAGGUUCAGCACCAUGGAUAGCCCUUGCUUAUUGGUGGCAACAUUUGGCAAACCAAUAAGCAAGCAUAACCCAGGUUCUGAACCAAAAAUGGUCUGGCUCUUAAAGGGACACUGAACCCAAUUUAUUUUCUUUCGUGAUUCAGAUAGAGCAUGCAAUUUUAAGCAACUUUCUAAUUUACUCCUAUUAUCAAUUUUUCUUUGUUCUCUUGCUAUCUUUAUUUGAAAAAGAAGGCAUCUAAGUCUUUUUUCGUUCAGUACUCUGGACAGCACUUUUUUAUUGGUAGAUUAAUUUAUCCACCAAUCAGCAAGAACAACCCAGGUUGUUCACCAAAAAUGGGCCGACAUCUAAACUUACAUUUUUGCAUUUCAAAUAAAGAUACCAAGAGAAUGAAAACAUUUUUAUAAUAGGAGUAAAUUAGAAAGUUGCUUAAAAUGUCAUGCUCUAUCUGAAUCACAAAAGAAAAAAAUUGGGUUCAGUGCCCCUUUAAGCUUUACAUCCCUGUUUUUUAAAAAAAGAUAGCAACAAUUUUAUAAUAAGAGUAAAUUAGAAAGUUGCUUAAAAUUGCAUGCUCUAUCUGAAUCAUUAAAGAAAAAAAGUGGGUUUAGUGUCCCUUUAAAAUCAACGCAUAAUUCCCCAUUAAUGUAUACAUUAGUAAAAAUGAAAUAACACUUCGGCCCUGUGUGUAUUUGCAGUGAACUGUGCGUCUAUUGCCCGCAUGUACUAUUGUACAUCUGCUUGUGCAGCUGUGUGAGAGCAAGGCCUGUAAAUCACCACAAACAAGGGAGUUUGGUUGGUUUAUCUCUGCAACCUCAGAGACGGCAGAGAGGUUGGAAAGCAGCGAUGAUAUAACUGCUGCUUUACAACUUGUGGUAAGAGAGCCUGCAACACAAAGGGUCAAAAGCAGCAUCUGCUGUUUUGUACAUGGAUCUUUAGUAUACAUAAAUAUAUAUAUUGAUUUGGUUUUCUUUUGCUGUAAAAUGCUCUGAUUCUGCUGAAAAAUUGUGCAUAUCCGACACUUACUUAAGAGACUGUAGUUUAGAGUCUGCCCUUAUGUACGUUCCAAAUUGCCUAGCCCAGCAUCAUAAAAUACAGUGAUUGCUUAGACCAGUACACAAUUAUUCCUAACUGGUUACAAUAAAAUUAGUUAACAGCAGGGUCAAAAAAUUUGCAGUAUUUUUUAGCAAAGUUAGGUUACAUAGUUCGCUUUUUUUGUCCUUUGUAGGGAAUGUGAGACAAGUACAGUUUACACCAAAAGCAAGGAGGCAAAACAAACAAUGAAUGUAUACUGCAAUGCCGUUUCAUUUUCAUUAAUUAAUAUAUUCAUGAAGAAUUCAGUUUUCACUUUAUAAGGGACAUUAAACACUAAAUAAAUGCUAGGUAGAAUGAUUCAUUCAAAGAAAAGAUUAGUCUGAUAAUAACAUGCAGAUGUAUAUUUUAAAGUUUCAUUAGCUGUUUGAAUAUUGAGAAAAUAAGUGUAACGUUUUAGUGUCUAUAAAACAAUGGGAGUUGCCAUGUUGUAACUUAGGUUACCUUCUCUGCUGUGGCCAAUUAGGGACAGUUAUAAAUAGCUCACAAGAGUGUGCAGCCAAUUUCAGAAUGGAAUUGCAGGAAAAGGGGACAAAAUAAAUAAUUAAAGUAUAUUGCAGAGUUUUUUAUAUAUACAAUUUAUCAUUUUAUAUCACCAUCCAAAGUGUUUAAUGUCCCUUUAAUGGAUAUUGGAUAAUUAAUAUUGGAUAUUGUUAUCUCAGUUUGAGUGUGCUAAUGAAAACUUGACAUUUACCAAGGAAAAUAUGUAACUGUACGCUUAACGGCACCAAAUAUCUUUUUUACAGUAUGUUACUAUUAUUUGUAACCAAUGUAUUUAUUGUAGUUAAGUUAAUUUAUUCGGAGACAGUUGUGAAAUAGUGGUCCUGCAGGUCUAGUAAUGUAGUUACAUGUAGGAAGGUUUAGAGAAUAGACAGUUGUUUGUGAGACUGCCUGUUUUAAUUAGAGUCAUUUGAGCCUCAAAUAAAAUCUGUCUACAUCUUACUAAAUGUGUCUAUACUAGUGCAGGAGUACUCAGUGUUAUUGACAAACCUCACUGCAAAUGCUAAAGGAACACAGUCAAUACCCAAAAGUUUGACAUCAUUAUGAAAAAUCUUUUUAUGUCAUAUUUUUAGAUGAAUAAAAACCAAACCUUAAUAACUAUUUUGUUUUUGAAAAUGUUUAAUUUGUCCAUUAUUUGCUAUAAUGUUCUAGAUUCUUUUUCACAAGUGCUCAGAAGGUCUUGACAUUUCUGCAAUGCCACAGUAGAUUUUCAUUUUUUGUUCUCCAACAGUGUUUAAAGGGGACAGUGUAAUUUAAAAUUGUCUGCCCUGCCAUUUAAUGUGUUCCCAUUGAUCCAUUUUACCUGCUGGAGUGUAUUAAAUAGUUUACAAAUAAAAACUUUACCUUUAUUUUGGCAUUUGAAAAUAAAUAUUUUUGCCCGUUGUAUCCCCAUAUUUACUCAAAUUUUCAGUGUUAUAGAAAAGCUAUGUAAACAAGAAUAUGCCAAAUAAAUUACACUCCCCCUGGGGAGGUUAGAGCUAUUAACAUAUUAGUUUUCAAUUGCUCUCUUUAAGUACUAUUUUUUUGUGUAAACAGACAGAGAUAAGGUAAUGGGCAAUUCUCCAUAGACAUAAAGAUACGAUAAGGGUGUCUGUUUUCCAAAACAUUUCAGCCAUUUAAAUGGGUUGUCAUUUUUACUAGCAAAAACAGCUAUUUCAUAUAAAAAAUCUUAAAGGAGUAAUGUCCCCUUUAUUAUAUACUAUGCAGCUGGUAUAACAAGUCUCAAGAAACUCAUUAAGGGGAAACCAAUUUUACUGUACACUGUCCCUUUAAGAGAGCUGGCUGAAAGUGCACCUAUGGUACCAAAAACAUAAAGUCCAUUCCAUCAAAGUACACUCAGCAGAAAACUAAAUGGCUGCAGGAAACCAGAAUAAUAGUAAAAAUCACUGGAAGCUUAUCACUAAGAAAGUGACAGACUAUUCUAUAAAUAAUAAACAUAUACAUUUUAGCAGAUAUAGGUUUCAUUUUUUAUCAUCUGUUUAACGUCACAGAGAGCCAAAGUGCGUGUGGCAUCUUAUUUCAUGCACACCAGGUUUAAAAAUAACUUACGACCCACCCUAUAAUCAAUCAUCCUGUAGUAUCUUUUUAGUCUACAAAAAGCUCUCUGCUUUUUUUGGUUUUACAGUAAAGAAAAUACUGUCCAUAAAUAGUGUUCUCAGCUUUUCUGGAAGAAAAUACUGGCCUAGCUUAUAAGCAUAAAUAAUGAUAUAGCAUUAAUCAGGAACUAAUUCCUGUACAAUUAGAAUAAGUUUGACCUUGAUAGUGUCUUUAUUUUUAUAUUUAAUAUUCAUUUUCAACUUUGACCUGAACUUCAUAAAUACUGGCGAUGUCUGUAAAAUACUGACUGGGUGGCAAACCAAUACCAUAAAUUUUAUGGUCAUUUUUAAGGUAUCUAUAAUUUUUUUUUUGUGUUUAGAUAAAUAUAGUUUAAAAACUAUCUAAAUGGUAUUUUCCCACAUAGUGGCUGUUCCUUUCAUUUAAAAAGAAGCAAAUAUAUCCACAUUUACUAUAUAAAAAAACAUGAUUAGCUAGGUUUCCUUUAGCUAUUUUCCAAUUCAUAAAAAUCUAUUGUAUUUUUUCCCCAAAAAGCUCACAGAACUUUGUUAUAAGCCUCCUUAAGUACACAGAGAGUUCAUUAAAUUUAAUCUCUGUGUUUUCAUAAAUGCCAAUGACCAACUAUAUUUAAAUCUUCUCUAAAACUCAGUUGAAAUUUGAAGUAUUAAAGUGAAUCACAAUGAUGUAAUUUUAUAUUUCUCUCUAGUUGUAAAACAAAAGUUGCUUAUUAAUCUGGGCAUAUCACUUUAAAUAAGUGACUAAAGCUUCUAGAGUGUAAUUUUUGUAUAUUGAAUAUUUUUUUUAUUAUUAUUUAUGUGUUUAAAUGUUUGGAUGAUAAAAAUUGCUUGUUUUUUUAAGAAAAUCACCAUUUUGUGCAACAGCAGAAUAACUAAUGGUGGUAUUGAUAUUUAAAUAUAUUUACAGUUUUCAGCCCCUAAGCACAACAAUGUACAGCACAGACUGCAUUAACCUCUUAAGGAUAUAUGACGGAAUUUUUCCGUCAUAAAACAAUUAAGCAAACUGAAAGCUGUGUCCUUAAAGGGUUAAAUGGACACUCAAACAUUUCAAAAUCAAUUAGAAACAUUCCUGCAAUAGCUUUUGCAAAAACUACUUAAAUAAAAAGUCAUUGUUGUUAAUACUGUAACUGUUUUUAUGUGCAUACACUUUUAUCUCCCCCAUAUGUUCUUAGUUUUAAUAAUGUACAGGUACAAAUCACCAAUUCCAAAAUCUCUAAUAAUUCCAAAAUCCAGACUUUUUCAUUAUUAUUAUUAUUUUAAAAUAAAAUUAUUAAAAUGUACCAUUUUACCCCACAAGUCACAAUCUUCUCUGCUUGCAUUGUUGGUUUAGUUUUUGUGUUCUAAAAUGCAAAUGAUAGUCUAUAUUUAUUUAAAACAACAGCUAUUACCUUUCUGCUUACAUUACUGUACUAUCUUUCUGAUUGUAUUAUGCAUAAAAAAGUAUUAAACGUGAUAUAAAACUACCUUUAAGUUGCAUGUAUAAGCUAUAUUAUGACAUGUAAAUACAGGUAGCCCUCAGUUUACGCUGGGGUUAGGUUCCAGAAGGAAUGGUUGUAAAUUGAAACCGUUUUAAAUUGAAACCCAGUUUAUAAUUUAAGUCAAUAGGAAGUGAGGGACUUAGGUCCCAGUCCCCUCUCAAAAUUGUUAUAAGUAACACCUAAUACAUUAUUUUUAAAGCUUUGAAACGAAGACUUUAAAUGCUAAACAGCAUUAUAAACCUAAUAAAAUAGGAUUGUAUCAUCAUCAAACUAAGUUUAAUGAACAAAAACAUUUGCUAACAGCACCUAAUAAAAUUAUCACAUAAACAUAGACUGUAUCAUCAUCAAUCUAAGUUUAAUGAACAAAAACAUUUGCUGAACAGCACCUAAUAACAUAAUUACACAACAGGCUGUACCAUCAUCAAACUAAGUUUAAUGAACAAAAACAUUUUUUUACUUGACUUUUUCUGCAAACAGUUCUCUGCAUUGAGUCUGCAGCUAAGGGAAGUGGCUGUAGAUCUUGUUCCUUUGAAAGCUGAUCCAUUGAUCACGUCUGGCUUGUUUGGCUUUGCAUCUCUUUGCUGCAACACAAGCGGACAGCUCCACUUACUGGCUAUUUUAAUGAAUGCACUGCUUCUCAAUGCUUUUCAAUAGCAGUCACAUGACUGUAAAAAAGCACGUUAUUCUAAAACGGCGCAAAUUAAACCGUUGUAAACCGAGGGCCACCUGUAUUGCCUAAAUGACAUAAGAUUACAGUUGGUCCCGUCUCCAAGCUUUCCUAUUGAACAGAUGAAAAUAUCCAAGUAUUAAAAAUUAAAUAAAAAUAUCCAAACCUUUUUCAGUCCCAAGCAGUUUGGAUAAAGGGUUUUGUACCUGUACGAGCAAAUAUCAGCAAAGUAGUACAAGAACAUUAUUUCUAAUUGUAGCAGUGACAAUAUUUUUUUUUAUAAAAGGAUUUUUGCAAACACAUACUGUAUAUUUCAUAAGAAAGUGUUUCAAAUUGUACUGCGAUGUGUUUCUAUUUUGUAUGUUCAAUUAAUUAGUAUGUUCUUUAAAGAGACAGUCUACUCCAGAAUUUGAAUUGUUUAAAAAGAUAGAUAAUCCCUUUAUUACCCUUUCCCCAGUUUUUUGGAUAACCAACACGAUAAUUUUAAUAUACUUUUUACAUCUGUGAUUACCUUGUGUGUAAGCCUCCGCAGACUUCCCCCUUAUCUCAGUUCUUUUGACAGACUUGCAUUUUAGCUAAUCAGUGUUGACUCAUAAAUAACUCCAAUGGAGUGAGCACAAUGUUGUCUACAUGGCACACAUGAACUAGCACUAUAUAGCUGUGAAAAUUUGUCAAAAUGCACUUAGAAAAGAGGUGGCUUUUAAGGGCUUAGAAAUUAGCAUAUGAGCCUACCUAGGUUUAGCUUUCAACAAAAAAUACCCAAGAGAACAAAGCAAAUUUAAUGAUAAAAGUAAAUUGGAAAGCUGCAUGCCCUACCUGAAUCAUGAAAGUUUAAUUUUGACUUGACUGUUCCUUUAAGCACAUUUAUAAAAAUAAAAUGGAAAAAAAAAUACAUUCUUUUUUAAAAAGUUCACAUAAAUAUACCCUUAUAACAGACCAUCAAUAGCCCCUUGUUUUAAAGCCCCUGUUAAAAAUAAAGCCCCUAUAUGUGUUAAUAGCCAGGUGAUCACUGGUGUAAUCGUGAUCACCUGGUGUGAAGAAAUGUGCAUUCAUUUGCAUAGAGGCUCAUGGGAGCCCUUAGCGCAGAUCAAACUUACAUAACUAUAGUGAAAGGUCUUUUUUUAUUUUUUUAUAAGAGGAUAACCCCUUCUUUGUACUAUAGAGUUUAGGAGGGGAAAAAAAAACUAUUGUUUAUUAAUUAGAAAUGCAUUUUCCACACUUUUUUAUGCAGGUUUCUUACACUUCAUGAUAUAUACAUAACAAUGGUAUAUUUUGAAUCUGCUGGGUCUCCUGAAAAAAAAAAGAUAUAUUUUUUCAGCUUCUCGGUAGGGCUUAAAUGUGAGCAGCAUCUAAAAACUGCAAAACAGUUCAGCACAGGGGUAGAAAUGGCUCAGCAGUUAAAUGGUUAAACAACUUUCUAAUUUACUUUUAUUAUCAAAUAUUCUUCAUUCUCUUGGUAUCUUUUGUUGAAAAAAGCUCAGGAGUGUGCAUGUGUCUAGAUCCCUAUAUGGCAAGAGUUUUGCAAGAAUGUUAUCCAUCUGCAAGAGCACUAGUUGGCAGCACUAUUUCCUGCCAUGUAGUGCUCCGGACACCUACCAUGAUAUCUUUUCAAUAAAGAAUACUAUGAGAAUGAAGCAAAUUUGAUAAUAGAAGUAAACAGAAACUUGUUUUUGUUUAAAUUGUAUGCUCUCUCUGAAUCACAAAAUAAAUUAUUAUUUUGGGGGUUGCAUAUCCCUUUAAGACGAUAACACAAAUGUGAAAGUGUAACUGGAGGAUGCUAUUGUUAAUUUAUUUUUAUUUUUUUCCCUUUUUUGUUAUUUUUAUGUUUUAAUGAGGACGAUGUCAAGCGCUUACAUGUUCUGUGCAGGCAAGCUGGACAAUUGAAUAUGCUGAAUAAUAAAGAAUAUAAUGUCCUUAAAUUGUUAUGCUGUAAUUUUACAUUUAACACAUACAGGGGGGGAAAACUAAGUGUAUUCUAAGCAAUAUGACAAACGUGAAUAAGAAAUAUUUUGAUAUCAGAUACACCACUACCUAUUUAUGGUUUCUUUAAAAUCUGCUUAUAUUAAUUGUAACAACUGUUUUUGAAGUGUUUUGGCAUCUGUGCUUAAUGGUACAAUCAUAAUGAGACUGCUGAUACAAAGCUUUGGUUACAAAGAAGGAAAACUGUAAACCCGUACACAAUACAAUAAACAUUGCCUGUUGCA
Molecule: messenger RNA, 12017 nt
Organism: Bombina bombina (fire-bellied toad)
Lineage: Eukaryota; Metazoa; Chordata; Amphibia; Anura; Bombinatoridae
Gene: PHACTR1
Product: phosphatase and actin regulator 1
Exons: 13
Coding region: 28-1992 (654 amino acids)
Biological process (GO): cell motility; stress fiber assembly
Molecular function (GO): actin binding
Source: RefSeq, a predicted model, not a curated record